This is a messenger RNA of Bursaphelenchus okinawaensis, 1618 nucleotides long. The record is from the annotation of a GenBank genome assembly. Lineage: Eukaryota; Metazoa; Nematoda; Chromadorea; Rhabditida; Aphelenchoididae.
AUGUCAAAACUGAAGGUUAAGGUUAUAUCUCGGAACCCAGAUGACUUCCAACGUGAAACAUCAAAUGACAUUUACAAAGGUACGUUAUUAUAUUGGUUUAUUUUAUUAUUUAGCUCCGAGAAACUUCAACGCGGCAGAAGAUCCAUUCAGACAUCUCACAGAAUACACUAGGGCUCUCAAUGCUGCUAAAUUAGACAGAGUUUUUGCCAAACCGUUUUUGUGUGCUUUGGAUGGUCAUUCUGAAGGUGUACAUAUAUUGGCCAAACAUCCUACUCGAUUGUCUACAGUCUUGAGUGGAGCUCGUGAUGGACAAGUUAAAAUCUGGCAUUUGACUUCUAAGAAAUGUUUGAGCACAAUACAAGCACACACUGGGCCUAUAAAUGGUCUUUCAGUCGAUAAAGACAAUGGAGAAACUUAUGUUACAGUAGGCCAAGAUGCUCAGCUCAAGUUAUGGGGAUUGCCUGAAGUGAUAAGUGGAGACCUGAGUGAACCUCUACAUUCGAUUCCCUUGACAGAUGUGCCUCAAGCAAUUAGUCACAUAGCCAAUUCUUCUGACUUUGCGACUUCUGGAGACGGCAUCUGUGUUUGGAAGUUGUAUCGUGAUUCACCGAUCAGAAAGUACGAUAUGGGACACAACAGCAUUCACAGCGUAUCUUGUAACCCGAUUGAGGAAAGUGUGUUGGCAGGAUGUUCAUCCGAUAGGUCAAUCUUCUUAUUGGACAGCAGACAAAAGGUACCCUUGACGAGAGUUGUUCUGAAGCUACGAACUAACAAGUUGGCAUGGCAUCCAUUGGAACCCUACUCCUUCUUGGCUGCCAACGAAGAUUACAAGUAAGUAUUUUAUUUGUAGUCUUAGUUUUAGGAUAUAAUAUUACGAUUUAUGUACAUUAUUAAUUUUAGUGUAUAUGCAUUUGACAUGAGAUAUCUGGAUUCUGCUCGAAUGGUGCAUCAAGGAGCGACAUUGGCAGUGACAGACGUUGACUACAGUCCUACAGGUCAAGAAUUCGUUGCCGGAAGUUAUGAUUGUUCUCUGAGGAUGUUUAAUGUCGACAGAGUAAAAAGUCGGUAAGUAAAUGAUACAGUCAUGUACGUUGAGAUGUAUUAUUUGAAACUUAUUUUACGUUUUUAGGGAGGUAUAUCAUGCUCCUCGAAUGCAACAUGUUGUUUCCGUAUUAUGGUCUUUGGAUAAUAAGUAUGUGUUAUCUGGCAGUGACGAGUUUAAUAUACGUUUGUGGAAGGCGUACGCUUCAGAAAAACUAGGACCUGUAAGUUCCCCUUGCUUUAUUUUAUGUUAAUCUGGUGUCAUAAUACUACGCUUUUUUAUGACUCUUUUAUAACACAUUAAUUUGUACUAUUUUAGCUACGACCUCGUGAAAAGGCUGCGAUGGAGUACAACGAAAAAUUGAAAGAGUCGUAUCAACACCAUCCAGCUGUUGGUCGUAUCCUUAAACAUAGACAACUACCGAAACCUUUGUACGCUGCUACUAGAGAGAUCAGAGAUAUCAAGGAUUCGAUGCGAAGAAAGAAGUUCAACAGGAUAUACAAGAGUAAAUCUGGAGAAGAAGACGUCUCCAACAAGGUCGAUUCCAUCAUCAAGGUCGGGCUGGAUCAAGCUUGA